Messenger RNA from Aspergillus neoniger CBS 115656, 1261 nucleotides. RefSeq lists its product as uncharacterized. The transcript is spliced from 3 exons. Gene Ontology annotation, cellular component: striated muscle dense body; catalytic step 2 spliceosome; nucleolus. The record is from RefSeq and is a predicted model, not a curated record. NCBI's taxonomy places the organism in Eukaryota, Fungi, Ascomycota, Eurotiomycetes, Eurotiales, Aspergillaceae. Gene Ontology annotation, molecular function: actin filament binding. The coding region runs from base 220 to 1107 and encodes 295 amino acids.
GUAAUAACUAGCUAGUACGGUAGCUAUAGCUAUAGCUAGGUUCAACUCCCGGUUGAACCGCCAGCCGAUAAAACCAAGCGCAACUUAUCGAUAAGAAAGAUUCUCCACACCAAGCUCUCCUCUCCUCUCCCAUCCAUCCAUCACCUCACAACUUACCUCCAUACCACCUCCUCAACACACACCUAAACCACACCCCAAUUUCAAUCCCCACCAUUGAAAAUGGUCAAACCCCUAACCUUCAAAGGCGACAAGCCCAAGAAACGCAAACACACAUCCACCACCACCUCCACCGAUGGCUCCCACCCAUCCAAAAAACAAUCCACAUCCACCAGCCUCACAACCCAACAAGAAGACCCCUCUGCCACCGAACACCACGACGAAAACACCCUCUCAGACCAAUCCUGGGUAUCCGCCGACACGAGCAGCGACAUCUCGGGCCCGAUCCUCCUCAUCCUGCGCACCACACCACCCACGUGCCUCGCGACCGACGCGCACGGCACCGUCUUCGCCUCUCCACUCGAGAACAUGAUCGAGGGGGAUCCCCGGACCGCAGAACCGCAUGAUGUGCGACAGGUUUGGAUUGCGAGUAAGAUUGCGGGCAUUGAGGGGUGGAGUUUGAAGGGGUCGAAUGGGCGGUACCUGACCAGCGACAAACAUGGCAUCAUGUCCGCCAAUGCAUCAGCCAUCUCGCAGCACGAGAUAUAUACGAUUAAUGAGAGUGGGGUUGGGGGUGGAGGGUUCUUUAAGAAGAAGAAGAAGGUGAAUAAGCAGACGUAUAUUGUUGCGCGGACUGUUGCGUCGAAGACGACCGCUUCUGGGACGAAGGUGGAGGUUCGUGGGGAUGAGACUAAUCUCGAUGAUGGGGAGGAGGGUGAAGGGGGGACGAAUAUCCGGGUGCGCAUGCAGGCGCGCUUCAAACCGCGCAUUCAAGCGAGUAAGGAGAUCAAGGCGCGGGAGAAGAUUGGGAGGAAGGAGUUGGAGGGUAUUGUGGGGAGACGGUUGGAUGAUGAUGAAGUGAAGAGAUUAAGGAAGGCUAGGAAGGAGGGUGAUUUUCAUGAGGUCGUGUUGGAUGUUAGAGUCCGGGGGAAACAUGAUAAGUUUGCUUGAUGUUUUUCUUUUUCUAUAGAUGGUUGGUUGGGUUUUGUCAUGUACAGUCUAUUCUAUCAUGAGUGUUAUGUAAGUCUAGGGUUGUGGAAUGUCUAUCUAAUGAGGUUGUAGCCAUGGGUCUUCCGGUGGGAAUCUGAACCAGCUGCUUGGGAGC